Ceratitis capitata (Mediterranean fruit fly) is the source of this 898-nucleotide messenger RNA. RefSeq names its product putative gamma-glutamylcyclotransferase CG2811. The record is from RefSeq and is a predicted model, not a curated record. Lineage: Eukaryota; Metazoa; Arthropoda; Insecta; Diptera; Tephritidae. The transcript is spliced from 3 exons. Gene Ontology annotation, molecular function: gamma-glutamylaminecyclotransferase activity. The coding region runs from base 216 to 698 and encodes 160 amino acids.
ACAAAAAUUUUACCGAAUAUCGGUAUAUAUGCAACUAAUUUCUUCUAUUAUGAGCUUCAUCCUUGACGCUUUUCGAAUUUUUUUAAAAGUGCAUCAUUGAUGAACUCCGGGUACACUGAAACUAAUAAUCACAAUAAAUUUGUUAUCAUUUCGCUAAGAGCUUUUCUAUGAUUUUAUUUGGGUCUUAAGUAACUACUAAGCUCUACAGUUACACUAUGACUUCGAAGAUGACUGGAAACCUCAUAAAAGUGUUCGUUUACGGCACCCUAAAGCGCGGGGAGCCCAAUCAUUAUUGGCUCACGAAUUCAGAAAAUGGGUUCUCCCGUUUCCUGUGCGAAGCAAGAACCGUUCAAAAGUUUCCAUUGGUGAUCGGUACUCGUUACAACAUUCCAUUUUUACUAAACAAACCUGGAUUGGGUCACAAUAUAUGCGGAGAAGUGUAUGAAGUAGACAGUAAAAUGUUUUCAAACCUUGAUGUUCUAGAAGAUUACCCAAACUAUUAUGAUCGCGAGAUUCAGCAAGUGAAAAGCAAAGAUAAUGAAUCGAUUGAUUGUUGGCUGUACUUGAUUAAGGAAUUUCCAGAGAACCUCCUGUCCAAGUGCCAUCUUGAAUCGUACCACAAUACGGAAGCACAACCAUAUUGCGAAAGGUCAGAAAGGCUGUCUGAAGUAAAAGCUAGCGAUGACAUGAACUAUUAAAUAUCAAAUGAUUGCUCUUUUAUUUGGAUAGCACCAAGUCCGAUAUGUAAGUGGAAAACGAGUUAAAUCUGAUAAAAAACGUCACUAUUCCUGAAAAUCGUAAUUAAUAUAUGCAUGUUGGAGGAAUCAAUAGAUCCGUAACAAAAAGUAUGCAAUAAACUUUCAAAAAUGUAAACGCAUAUUUUCAUAAUAGCAGUUGA